AUGAUGUUGAAGAUCAUCAACAGAGCUUUAAUCUUACCCCUCGCAGGCCUUACCUUGGGUACUGCUAGCUUUCUGAAGGUAUGGCCUGAUACAAUUAAUGACUAUGACGAACCAAUGCGGACGGAUCCUGAACUGUUACGUAGAUGGAGACGUACAAAUCUUUACGAAGAGCUAAAACAUUUAACCCAAUGGCGUCAGAGUGAGAAGAUUCCUCCUGCCCAUAGAAGCAAUCAUGUGGGGCAAGGUCUACUGAGUGGAGUGGGGAAAUUAGAGAAUGACCCAGUAGUUUUCCAUGACGAAGUGCAAAAUUCGAUAUCGGUUGUGUAUCAAUUGGGUAAGAAAUUAGGCGAUUCAAAUGGGUAUGUGGAUAACGGAGUAUUAUCUGUAUUGUUAGAUGAAGCUCUAUGUUACUGCGGGUUUCCGCUGCUACCAAGUAAACGCGGGGUUACUGCGCGGUUAGACUUAGAGUUUGUGGGCAAAAUACCUGUCGAUAGUACUAUUGUGUUGAAGGCGAAGGUUGUUGAGCAUAAGGGGAGAAAGUGUGUUAUUAGCGGCACGUUAGAGAGUGUACCUGGUAUGGAGAAGAAUUGGUGGGGGAGAUUGAGGAGUGUGUGGGGUGCGGAAUGUUAUGCUAGGGCUAAAUGUGUUUUGGUGGAGCCCAAGUGGUUUAAAUGGUUACCCGGGGAUGCGUAG
Molecule: messenger RNA, 693 nt
Organism: Zygosaccharomyces rouxii
Lineage: Eukaryota; Fungi; Ascomycota; Saccharomycetes; Saccharomycetales; Saccharomycetaceae
Gene: MRX3
Product: Mrx3p
Exons: 1
Coding region: 1-693 (230 amino acids)
Source: RefSeq, a predicted model, not a curated record